Messenger RNA from Episyrphus balteatus (marmalade hoverfly), 3248 nucleotides. It is a transcript of the gene Ube4A, whose product is annotated as ubiquitin conjugation factor E4 A. Bases 148 to 3156 code for a protein of 1002 amino acids. Gene Ontology annotation, biological process: protein polyubiquitination. Lineage: Eukaryota; Metazoa; Arthropoda; Insecta; Diptera; Syrphidae. The transcript has 7 exons. The record is from RefSeq and is a predicted model, not a curated record. Gene Ontology annotation, molecular function: ubiquitin-ubiquitin ligase activity. Gene Ontology annotation, cellular component: ubiquitin ligase complex; cytoplasm; nucleus.
CAAGCCUGUCAUUGUGUCAGUCCUGUCAAAUGUCAUCAAGUGUGUAUUUUCAUUUUACAUAAGAAAAAAUUAAAAUUUAUAAUUAUUUUACAAAGCAUUUAUUCCAACUCGAACCUCAAAAAGUGACCAAUAAUCCCAAUUUUCAUAAUGGACAGCCUUCAAAAUCCAUUCUCAGGCCUUAUGCAACAAGAUCAACAAACCAAAACUAUUAUCGAAAAUCAAAAAUUAAAUGAACUCAUAGAAACUGUCUUCCUCUUCACAAUCAACAAAAACAUUCCCACAAAUUCCAAGCAAUUUGUUUACAUGGAAGAAUUCGCCUCCCAAGCUGAUGGAAAUCUCUUUAAUUUGGAUCUAUUAGAACAAGCUCUAUUCGAAAGGCUACUCUUGCCAAAUCCUAAAGAUUAUUUGCUGCCAGAGGGUGUGAUUUUGGAUCAUGAGACAAGUUAUGUAGCAGAAACGCAAGUCAUUGUUUAUUUGUGUAAAGCUUUCACUAAAUUGGAACAACUCAGGGCAAUGAAUGAAGAUACAAAUUUAAUUGAAGCAUUUGAUCAUAUUAAAAAUUUAAUCUUGAGAAACUCAAGUACAUCAAUGAAUCAACCGUCACUGUAUGAAGGGCAAUCUUUGCACGCUCAAUGGUUGAGCCUGCUCCAGGAUGAGAAUGACAUGGAAUACAAGGAAGAAUUUCUUACAGGCACUGCAAAAGAGAUGCAUACAGACGACGAACUGGCAUCCAUGGGUAGUCUGAAAGCUAUUUUCUAUCCAAUGUUUAACGAGAUCCAGAAAGUUCUGACCAAAACAAACAUUAUUCUACUGCCUAAAUGGAUUGUGCCCCUGCUAACAUAUUUUGUGAAAAAUAAAACAGUUCCACAGCUUGGAGAAAUACUUAUAGACUAUUCCACACCAAACCCAGACACUAAUGGCCGAGCUUAUAUGGAAACCCUUUUCGGUCAGUUAUUAACUAUGUCGAUGUUACCUAAAAACGAUAACGGGCCAUAUGACUUCUUUGAUUCUUUGUCUGAAAACUCAACGAACACCGAUCAUCUGAAUAGUUGUCUGACAAAUCACCAAAACAACAUAUUUUCUAUCUUCAAAAUGCUACUAGUUCUUGGACCUCAGGUUAAAAAUAAGACAUUAACAUGGAUAGCAAACUGUCUACAUGCCAAUGCACAACGCUCUCAGAUAUGGACAAUGCAUAAUAUGGCACCAAUGCCUAAUUCGGGCGCAAGUGAUGCUUUCAUGUUUGGUUUGUGUUCGGUGCUCUUACGGCUUUGUGCUCCAUUGUGCAAACCAUCAUUGAAGGUUCUCCUUGUCGAUCCAACUUAUUGUGCAACACCUGAAAGCAAAUGUUCUGCAAAAGAAGUUAGACUAAAAAAGGCAUGGGAUGAGACAUGUCUAUUGCCAGUAGAAGAUGGCGAAGAAAGAGCCACAGCAGAGACCUACAAUUUCGUAACUGAGCUAUUUUUUAUGACACAUAAAGCGAUCGAACUAAGCUAUAGAGUUGGAUAUGAGACAUGUAUACGCAUUACGAGAGAAAAUCAAAAUAUGUUAGCGGCCUAUCAAGAUGCCAUGAAUCAACUCAAUACUGCAGCUGCGGAUACCAUCAUGCGAAUGGUUACUUCACAAACCCAAAAGUUCUUGUGCAUGAAAAAUUAUCUUCAAAAUCCAGAAAAUGACAAACAUUUAUUUGGGUUUUGUGAAUCGACCGCUAUUUGGUUAUUGCAGAUUAAUGCCAAGUCCAAGGAACAGUAUGAAACGUGUGUAUCUGCAAAGUGUUUUGCACCAAAGGAUCAGAUUGCUGUUACACUUCCACUUUCUACAUACGUUCCACCCUAUUUAAAAUCGAUUCCGGAAACUGUAUUAGAAAAUACAGUCGUUUACUUUAAUUUCAAUCGACGUUUUUUCUCCACCACGGAAAGACCUCAUUCGUUUUUUAAAAUGGUUCUUGCAUUUAUGGGAAGUGCACAACGUGUAAAGAAUCCACAUUUGAGAGCAAAACUUGCCGAAGGUCUUGAAAGCCUGUUGCCAAAAGAUGGUGAAAAUAAAUCAAUAGCAGAUCUCUUUACUAGCCAUCCAGAUCGUUUACAAAUUGUUCCAAACCUUUUGGAAGUUUUUGUAAGUAUUGAGAUGACUGGACAAUCAGUUCAAUUUGAACAAAAAUUCAACUAUCGUCGACCAAUGUAUGCCAUCAUGGAGUUUUUGUGGACUCUGGAAGAACAAAGACAAUGUUUUAAGAACCUUGCACUUGAAGCGGAAAAAAAUAUGGAAGCCGUCGAACCACCUCUAUUUCUUCGUUUUAUCAAUCUUUUGAUCAACGAUGCGAUAUUCCUAUUAGAUGAGUCACUAUCAAAUAUGCAACAAAUUCGACAGCUGCAAUCAGCACAAGAUAAAGGGGAAUGGGAAGCUCUUCCUGCCAAUGAAAGACAACAAAAUGUAUCGAAUCUAGAACUACUAAGAAUGUUGGCUAAGAUAUACAAUACUGUGGGACGUGAUACCAUUAAUAUUUUAAAAUUAAUAACAACAGAAAUUAAAGUAAUAUUUUCACAUGAAAGUAUGGUAGAUCGGAUAGCUUCAAUGCUUAAUUACUUCCUUUUGAAUUUGGUUGGUCCUAAUAAAGGAAAAUUUAAGGUCAAAGAUAAAAACGAACUCAAAUUUGACCCAGCUCAUACAGUUAUGGAAAUAUGCCGCAUUUAUAUUAACUUGAGUGCUUGUGAUAGUUUUUGUCUAGCUGUUUCUCAGGAUGGGCGAUCGUAUAGCAGCAGUUUGUUUGAAUAUGCUGAAACAGUGCUAAUUCGUAUAUGUGGAGGCCAGUUAAUUGGUGAAAUGGAAGAGUUUUCUGCUAAAGUUAAAAAUAUUGAACAGAAAUACAAAGCAGAUCAAGAGGCUUUAACAAAUGUACCAGAUGAAUACUUGGAUCCAAUUAUGUCAAGUAUAAUGAUGGAUCCUGUAAUAUUACCCAGUUCUCGAGUCACCGUAGACCGAUCUACAAUCGCUAGACACAUACUGAGUGAUCAAACAGAUCCGUUUAACAGAUCACCACUGACGAUGGAUCAAGUGAAACCGAAUUUGGAGUUAAAAGCUGAGAUAGAAAAAUGGAUCGAGCAAAAACGAAAAGAUUACAGUGAAAAGCAAAAAGCAGAUUUAGAAGAUAAAAAUUAAUAGUACCCACACAGGUCGAUUUCUAAUAUGUGUCCUUCAUUCCGUGUAAAUAAGUUAAACCAAAUAUAUAAAUGUGUUGAUAUCAAAAACUA